Nematostella vectensis (starlet sea anemone) is the source of this 1059-nucleotide messenger RNA. Its product is annotated as KIF-binding protein. Bases 188 to 481 code for a protein of 97 amino acids. The record is from RefSeq and is a predicted model, not a curated record. Lineage: Eukaryota; Metazoa; Cnidaria; Anthozoa; Actiniaria; Edwardsiidae. The transcript has 2 exons.
UCUGUAUCAAUUCAAUUCCCUCAAGGCGCGUGAAAUCUUCAAGCAAGGUCAGAGGUGGCUCACCCAAGCUAAAGAGUAUUACGAGCUGGAUGGUCACGUGUCUGAUUACGUUCAGAUAGAACAAGACGUGAGCCAGCUGUACAAAGAGCUCGCUAAACUGGAGACGGACAAAGAGCGCAGGUGCAAGAUGCACAAGAGACGUGUGGACGUGCUGUGCGCCGUGCUGGCAGAACUGAAUCCCCAGCAUUACCUGCAAAUAUGCCGCCAGCUUAUGUUCGAAACAGCAGAAGCUUACAGUGAAAUGGUAGACCUGAAGAUUGCCCUUGCCAAGGAGAGCGGCGUACCUCCCUCCGUUCACGUCAUCAAGAAAAUCAACCACCUCGUAACCCAGAGCAUCAAGUUCUUCCAAACCUUCAUAGGUAAGCAACAAUAUAUCAGCCAUCUCAUAACCCAUGCAUCACGAUCUUCCAAACCUUCAUAGGUAAGCAACAAUAGAUCAGCCAUCUCAUAACCCAUGCAUCACGAUCUUCCAAACCUUCAUAGGUAAGCAACAAUAGAUCAGCCAUCUCAUAACCCAUGCAUCACGAUCUUCCAAACCUUCAUAGGUAAGCAACAAUAGAUCAGCCAUCUCAUAACCCAUGCAUCACGAUCUUCCAAACCUUCAUAGGUAAGCAACAAUAGAUUAGCCAUCUCAUAACCCAUGCAUCACGAUCUUCCAAACCUUCAUAGGUAAGCAACAAUAGAUCAGCCAUCUCAUAACCCAUGUAUCACGAUCUUCCAAACCUUCAUAGGUAAGCAACAAUAGAUCAGCCAUCUCAUAACCCAUGCAUCACGAUCUUCCAAACCUUCAUAGGUAAGCAACAAUAGAUCAGCCAUCUCAUAACCCAUGCAUCACGAUCUUCCAAACCUUCAUAGGUAAGCAACAAUAGAUCAGCCAUCUCAUAACCCAUGCAUCACGAUCUUCCAAACCUUCAUAGGUAAGCAACAAUAGAUCAGCCAUCUCAUAACCCAUGCAUCACGAUCUUCCAAACCUUCAUAGGUAAGCAACAAUAGAUCAGC